UUGUUUUCUAACACCCAAGACUGGGGUGAUGAGAGUAGUAGGGUUAACGUCAUUUCUGUCCCAGAAGUUGUAAACUCUGUAUGGCCUUCCUCACAUGCUUUCCCCCGACCGUCACUACUUGGUACGCUCCAACCUAUGACCCGCUCUCGCUGCGAAGAAGGGAGCUGGUCAACGAGACUCUGUAGAAGCGGGAGGGGCCGCCAGCGCGCGCCACUUUUCGCCUCUUCUGGAACAGCGCCCGCGCACUAGGAGUCUUGCCUGUCUUCCCAGCGCGACCGCUGCCCCCAGCCCACGCAGGAUAAUGGCGACAGCUGAGGUACUGAAUAUUGGUAAAAAACUCUAUGAGGGUAAAACAAAAGAAGUCUAUGAAUUGCCAGAUAGUCCAGGAAAAGUCCUCCUGCAGUCCAAGGACCAGAUAACAGCAGGAAAUGCAGCCAGAAAGAAUCACCUGGAAGGAAAAGCUGCAAUCUCAAAUAAAACUACCAGUUGUAUUUUUCAGUUGUUAAAGGAAGCAGGUAUCAAAACUGCUUUCACCAGAAAAUGUGGGGAGACAGCUUUCAUUGCACCUAAGUGUGAAAUGAUUCCAAUUGAAUGGGUUUGUAGAAGAAUAGCAACUGGUUCUUUCCUCAAAAGAAAUCCUGGUGUCAAGGAGGGAUAUAAAUUUUACCCACCUAAAGUGGAGCUGUUUUUCAAGGAUGAUGCCAAUAAUGAUCCACAGUGGUCUGAAGAACAGCUAAUUGCAGCAAAAUUUUGCUUUGCUGGACUUGUUAUAGGCCAGACUGAAGUGGAUAUCAUGAGUCAUGCUACACAGGCUAUUUUUGAAAUACUGGAGAAAUCCUGGUUGCCCCAGAACUGUACACUGGUUGAUAUGAAGAUUGAAUUUGGUGUUGAUAUAACUACCAAAGAAAUUGUUCUUGCUGAUGUUAUUGAUAAUGAUUCCUGGAGACUCUGGCCAUCAGGAGACCGAAGCCAACAGAAAGAUAAACAGUCAUAUCGUGACCUCAAGGAAGUAACCCCCGAAGGGCUCCAGAUGGUGAAGAAGAAUUUUGAGUGGGUUGCAGAAAGAGUGGAGUUGCUUCUGAAAUCAGAAAGUCAGUGCAGAGUUGUAGUAUUGAUGGGCUCAUCUUCCGAUCUCAGUCACUGUGAAAAAAUCAAGAAGGCUUGUGGAAAUUUUGGCAUUCCAUGUGAACUUCGGAUAACAUCUGCCCAUAAAGGACCAGAUGAAACUCUGAGGAUUAAAGCAGAGUAUGAAGGGGAUGGCAUUCCUACUGUAUUUGUGGCAGUGGCAGGCAGAAGCAACGGUUUAGGACCAGUGAUGUCUGGUAACACUGCAUAUCCAGUUAUCAACUGCCCUCCACUCACUCCAGACUGGGGAGCUCAGGAUGUGUGGUCUUCUCUUCGACUACCCAGUGGUCUUGGCUGUUCAACCAUACUUUCUCCAGAAGGAUCAGCUCAGUUUGCUGCUCAGAUAUUUGGAUUAAACAACCAUUUGGUAUGGGCUAAACUGCGAGCAAGUAUAUUGAACACAUGGAUUUCCUUGAAGCAGGCUGACAAGAAAAUCCAAGAGGGCAAUUUAUAAAACAUCAUUGCUUUUUUUUUUUUUUUUUUUUUUUUAAAAAAGCUAAUUUUUUUUUUUUUUUUUU
Molecule: messenger RNA, 1643 nt
Organism: Ailuropoda melanoleuca (giant panda)
Lineage: Eukaryota; Metazoa; Chordata; Mammalia; Carnivora; Ursidae
Gene: PAICS
Product: phosphoribosylaminoimidazole carboxylase and phosphoribosylaminoimidazolesuccinocarboxamide synthase
Exons: 10
Coding region: 302-1579 (425 amino acids)
Biological process (GO): 'de novo' IMP biosynthetic process
Cellular component (GO): cytosol
Molecular function (GO): phosphoribosylaminoimidazolesuccinocarboxamide synthase activity
Source: RefSeq, a predicted model, not a curated record